Racocetra persica is the source of this 621-nucleotide messenger RNA. The record is from the annotation of a GenBank genome assembly. NCBI's taxonomy places the organism in Eukaryota, Fungi, Glomeromycota, Glomeromycetes, Diversisporales, Gigasporaceae.
AUAGUCAAUACAUUAUCGGAGAUCAAUGAAGGUGAAGUAACAGAUUUUGCACGAAAGGCAUAUUAUUUACGGCGACACCUUAAGAUGUUCCAAGAUUCAUUCACUGCAAUUGAAUCGUGCAAUAAGCCUGUCAUAGCCGUAGUUCAUAAUGCCUGCAUUGGGGCCGGUGUUGAGUUGAUUGCUGCUUGUGACAUUCGUUACUGUUCACAGGAUGCAUAUUUUUGCAUUAAGGAAAUUGAUUUGGGUUUAGCAGCUGAUAUCGGUACAUUGCAACGUCUACCUAAAAUUGUGGGAAAUAAUAGCCUUGUGAGGGAACUUUGUUUCACUGGACGCAAGUUUUCAUCAACUGAAGCACUUAAUUUUGGUUUUGUGAAUAAAAUUUUACAGACGAAAGAAAUAGCAUUGUCAGAAGCGUUCAAGACAGCAAGUAUUAUUGCUUCUAAGUCGCCAGUAGCAAUUGUAGGAACAAAACACCUUUUAAACUAUUCACGCGAUCAUUCGGUCAAUGAAGGUCUUGAAUAUACUGCAUUAUGGAAUUCAGCGAUGCUUAAUAGCAAGGAUUUAAUCGAAGCAUUUAAAUCUUCAAUGGAAAAAGUAAAACCAACAUUUGCAAAACUUUAA